Dendroctonus ponderosae (mountain pine beetle) is the source of this 651-nucleotide messenger RNA. RefSeq lists its product as uncharacterized. The transcript has 2 exons. Lineage: Eukaryota; Metazoa; Arthropoda; Insecta; Coleoptera; Curculionidae. The record is from RefSeq and is a predicted model, not a curated record. The coding region runs from base 1 to 651 and encodes 216 amino acids.
AUGAUAAAAACAAUUAAAUUCAGAAAGAAUAACGAAUACUUGGGCUGCAGAUAUUUUAAGUUGCUUAUAUCGGUGCAUGUACCAACGGAAGACAAAGAUGAGGUUACAAAAGGUCUGGUUUACUACACUUUGGAGAGGAAACCAGCCCAGCUUCUCAAACAAGACAUGACACUAACCCUGGUAGAUUUCAAUAAGAAAAUUGAACAAGAAAAGACAUUCAGACCUCAUGUGGGCAUACAGCCUGCACAAAGCUUCGGACGCAACGGUCUAAGAGUACCAGAUCUUGCAGCAUCAACUAAUAUGUUAAUAAAGUCCACUAUAUUUGAACACAAAGAUAAACACAAUAACACAUGGAGAUAUAAUUAUGGUGUAACUAGGAACCAAAUAGAUCACGUUAAAGUUAAUGCAAGGCAAGUACGUUAUGUACUAGACCUGAGAAGCUACAAGGAAGUAGAUGCCAAUUCCGAUUAUUUUCUGAUCAAAGCCAAGAUCAAAGCCAGAAUAGCUAUAGUAAAUAACACGCGAACCACUCGUCUCUCUGCUCAGUGGGAUAUAGAAAAGCUUCAUCAGACACAGUAUCAGGGAGAACUAGAGCGACUUAUCAGACAAAACACUAAGACCUCAUACAAUACUGAUAUGGAGACGUAUUGA